Molecule: messenger RNA, 5069 nt
Organism: Zootermopsis nevadensis
Lineage: Eukaryota; Metazoa; Arthropoda; Insecta; Blattodea; Termopsidae
Source: RefSeq, a predicted model, not a curated record
AUUCCCAGUAUGUAAGGAGAGAAGUACUGUGAGUAGGGCUGAUUGAAUAUACCAAAUAACUUUUAAAACCGCAGUUUUGUGAAAAUGCCUGCUGUUAUUUUAAAGGAGCUCGAUUUUCCUAAAGAUGUGAAAGUAAAACUGAAUAUUACAAUCAGAUGAUUAAGUGCCUCAAGUUUGAAUUUUGUGUAACUGAGCAAGAAAAAGAAAAAGCUGUUGAUGGAAAUGUAAGGUCCAGUAAGAAUGCCAAGUGUGAUGGAGAAAGUAGUUCGCAUGAAUUGGAAAACAAUUACAUAUUGUUGAAUGAAGAAACAGCUAGUGGAAGUUCUAGCAGUGGCAGAGUUGUGAAGGAAGAAGGGAAACAGAAGAAAAAACUAGGUCUUCAGAUACUGACUAGAUCUCAGAACUGUAGAUUGACUGGUCCAAAUACCCAGCCAUGCACACUUCUGGGAUCAAGGAAGACUCCUAGUCAAAAUGUUGAAAAUAGCUUCAUAUCACCCUCAGGUUCAUUACAAUCUAAGAAGGGUGCUGCACAGAAUGGUAGUAAACAGAUGACUAUCUCCUCCAUGUUACAAAAUCAUCAAACAAGAGGAAAAGUGAUGAAGUUCAGGUUGUUGUGGAUGGUGUGCACAAGGAAGAGAAGAAUAUGGAAGAAUCAAAAGUGACACAAGAGGCAGAUGGCAAGGAGGAAAUUGAAGAAACAGACACAGAAAUGCAGGUUGAGAAGAAAGUUAAAUUAGAAAAUGGUGAUCCAGUUCCUGCAAAAAAAAAAAAGAAAACAGUGUCAACUCCUAAUACAACCAAAGGAAUACCAUCCAAAUGCCAGAUCUGUCGACAGAUCCUGGAUGACCCUGAUUUGAGGUUGUACCAUGGACAUCCUGUUGAAGCAGUGGAAGAAUUUGUGGCAUUGACUGAUCCAAAAUUGUCUCUUUUUACUGGUGAUGAGUACACUAUUCAUGAACAUGAUCACCGCCCUCAGAGUAAAGUCACAUAUUUUAGUAUAUAUGACAAGGAAGGACAUCUAUGUCCUUUUGACAAUGGUCUUAUUGAGCGAAAUGUCUUGCUGUAUUUCUCUGGGUACAUGAAGGCAAUAUAUGAAGAGAGUCCUGACCCUGAAGGUGAGGUUAUUAGGCACAAAGUAAAACUAAGGCUGAUAUACAAAAUAAUAGUUGCCAUGCACCAAGCACAAAGGAAAGGUUUUAAAAUUCGGAGGGCUCAGUGGAGCCGAGCUACAACUCCACUUGUGAAGGAAGUUUUUGAGACAUUCUUUCCUGAACAGCUUGACAAGGAUCAAGACAAGGAGAACAAGGUAUACAUAGAGUACCAAUUACCAGAUUGUGGGACUUGUGUGUCGUGCCAAGACAUGGUCAAAUUUGGUGGUACAGGGCGCAGCAAACAGUGUUGUGUUCAACGCAGAUGUCCUAAUGUGGCCAUUCAGGAGGCAGAUGACUCAGAGCCUGAGGAUAAUGAAGACUAUUGUUUAUUGUCAGAGAAUGCAACAUCAGAUGUUACCUUUGCUAAUACUCAUAAAGGUAUUCGCAUUCGUGAGAAGCGUGAUAUCAGAUGGACUGGAAGUCUCGUUAAGGAUGAUGGGAGCUGUAAAUACUACAACACUGUCAUGGUUAAUGAUGAGGAGAUUAAGCCUGGUGAUUGUAUUAUGGUGGAACCCCUUGACCCUACUAGGGCGCUCUUCAUUGCCCGAGUCAUGUACUUGUUUGAAGACGGGACUGGUGCAAAGCGUGGACAUGGCCAUUGGUUCAGCCGAGGAUCUGACACAGUUCUUGGAGAGACAUCAGAUCCAGCUGAGUUAUUUGUGAUUGACCAGUGUGAGGACUUUGAUCUGUCAGCAAUCACAGGAAAGGCAAUAGUCAGCCAGAAAGUCAUUCCAAGCAACUGGGCAGAGCUCGGAGGAGUAGAGUUGCAACAUGAACAUGCUGUUGAAGACGAUGGCAAAACAUUCUUUACUCAGAAACAAUAUGACUGGAUACAUGCCCGGUUUGAGGACUUGGCUGCUGACCCGCCUUGUCUCGAAGAGCUCAGAUACAGGUUCUGUGCAUCAUGUGAGAGGUCAUGUCUUCAGCAGCAAUAUCGGAGGCCAAAGAUUUAUGAAAAGUUGGGAGUUACAAAUGAGAAUCAUGAGGUGCUGUUUGGUGUUGUACGGCUGAGGGGUGAAGAGUACCGUGUUGGAACAUCAGUGUUCUUACAACCUGGAUCAUUCAAGUUCAAGACUUCAGGCACUGCUGCUGUAACCAAAAAAGAUAAAAGCAAAGAUGAGAAGGUGGAUGAAGAUGUUUAUCCUGAGUUCUAUCGUAAGUCAUCAGACCAUGUGAGGGGUUCAAAUAUGGAGACACCUGAACCAUUCUGUGUUGGUCACAUCAAAACAAUCUUUGCAAAAACUAAUGAUAAUCUCGUUCCUUCGCGUGAUAUCUGGAUUCGUGUCAACAAAUUCUACCGUCCAGAGAACACACACAGAGGGCCCUGUUUGGGGCAGCAAAUGGAUCUCAAUAUGCUGUAUUGGAGUGAAGAAGAAUGUGUAUUGAACUUCAGUGAGGUGGUUGGAAAAUGCCAUGUUGUAUUCAGUGAGAAUGUGGAUAUUCCAAUGGCUGAAUGGUCAAGCCAUGGGCCCUACAGGUUUUAUUUCUGUCAGGCAUACAACAGCAUAAAGCAAACCUUUGAGGAGCCACCAUUCCAUGCUACAAAUAUUGGCAUGUAUGGCAAGGGGAAAGGCAAAGGCAAAGGUAAAGGCAAGAAAACUUGGAGUGAAACAGAAGAGGAGAAGAAGAAGAAGAAGAAUGGGAUGAAAAUCGAGGAUUGGCCCCAAAAUCACACAAAGCUACAGUCUCUGGAUGUGUUUGCUGGAUGUGGUGGUUUAUCGGAAGGAUUAUGCCAGUCUGGCGUGGCUGAAAGCUGCUGGGCUAUUGAGAAGGAAGAAUCAGCAGCCCAUGCUUUUCGUCUGAAUAAUCCAGAAUGUACAGUUUUCACAGAGGACUGCAAUCAGUUACUCAAGUUAGCUCUAAGUGGAGAGAAAACCAAUGAUAAGGGCCAAUGUUUACCCUGUAAAGGUGAAGUGGAACUGCUGUGUGGUGGGCCUCCCUGUCAAGGAUUCAGCGGAAUGAACAGAUUUAACUCACGCCAGUAUUCCCUCUUCAAGAAUUCCUUGAUCGUGUCAUACUUAUCAUACUGUGACUUCUAUCGUCCAAGGUUCUUCAUUUUAGAGAAUGUUCGCAACUUUGUAUCAUUCAAACGUAGUAUGGUAUUGAAACUGACACUUCGUUGUCUACUGAGGAUGGGCUAUCAGUGCACGUUUGGUGUCUUGCAGGCUGGAAACUAUGGUGUCCCUCAGACACGAAGGAGGGCCAUCAUUUUAGCUGCUGCUCCUGGUGAAAUUCUUCCCAACUACCCAGAGCCAACACAUGUUUUCAACCCAAAAGUCUGUCAGCUCUCAGUCAUGGUAGAUGACAUGAAGUUUCUGUCAAAUUGCAACUGGGUGACAUCUGCACCUUUCCGAACCAUCACAGUUCGUGAUGCAAUGUCUGACCUUCCAGAGAUACAAAAUGGACAAAAAAGAGACGAAAUACCCUAUGGUGGGGAACCAAUGUCUCAUUUUCAACGUUUGAUCCGAGGGAACCAGUAUCAGCCCAUACUACGAGAUCACAUCUGCAAAGACAUGGCCCCUAUUAUUGAGGCACGAAUAGCACACAUACCCACAGCUUGCGGUUCUGAUUGGCGUGAUCUUCCAAACAUUGUGGUUAGGUUAAGUGAUGGAACAUUCACAAAAAAAUUGCAAUACCUGCAUCAUGACAAAAAAAAUGGCAAAUCAUCAACAGGAGGACUGCGUGGGGUGUGUGGCUGUGCUAAUGGAAAAGCAUGCGACCCAAUGGACAGGCAGUACAACACUCUGAUCCCGUGGUGCCUCCCUCACACAGGCAACAGACACAACCAUUGGUCUGGGUUGUACGGACGCUUGGAGUGGGAUGGAUUUUUCAGUACAACAGUGACAAACCCUGAGCCCAUGGGGAAACAGGGUCGAGUGUUACAUCCAGAACAAACCCGAGUUGUGAGUGUGCGUGAAUGUGCUCGGUCACAAGGAUUCCCUGAUACGUACCGCUUCUUUGGUACUAUUCUUGACAAACAUCGCCAGAUUGGUAAUGCUGUUCCUCCACCAAUGGGAGCUGCUAUUGGUUUUGAGAUUAGGAAAUGCAUUUAUGCAAAAGAGAAGACAAUGAGGGCAGAGUCCAAGAUGGAAAUAAACUGAGUUAUGACAGAAUAUGUGAAAAACUAAGAUGAAAGAGGAUAUAAUCGGACUUUGUUACACUGCCAUAGUGGUAAAUAUAUUAGUUUAGCUAAGUUUAUAAAUGUAAAACAUGACCAUUUGUGGAUUGUAGACUUAUAUAAUAAUAUUAAAUGUAUUAAUUACACAAUCAGAACUAAAUAAGGGGUAGCGGUGGGGAACCUUGUUUUCAAGACAAUAGUAAACUAAGUUUAUGAAGUCAUGCCAUAUGCCUCCUCCCUUCAUGUGUUAUAUCUGCUGCCUUGAGUCAUCAUUGUUUUAUUUGGAAUUAUAGAUCUUAUGUUAUAGUUAGUAUAGUUUAAAGUAUUUCACAUUAGAUUCUAUUUACUAAUCCUUAAACAGGCUAUACAACAUUAAAUACAUAAACCAGGCAGUAGAGAAAGGAAGGAGGACUUACCAAAGAGAGGGACCAAAAUAUAUUGUAGAACACAGAAAUUCUUUAAAUAAACUAGCAUUUUAUUAUCAGUAGUUUCACAGGAGAGAUGUAAGAGAUUGAAUGUAUAGAGUAUAACUAUGUUUCUUUAACCAAUAAGCAUUGGAAACUGUUGAUCUGAAGACAUGCUCUUGUUGAUGUUCCAUUACCUAGCAUCUACUUUAUACAUAAAGUUGCAAGAAAUUCAAGUAAAGGAUUCUUGUCUUGCUGUAUUUGUUGUUCAUUAUAUUUGUUAAAUUUUACUAUUGAAUUCUAUAUUAAUAACUUUGUUGCUACAGGAAAAAUAUGCAUGCUUUGUAUGUUGCCAUUUAUGUAUGAUUUAUGGCUAUAAAACAUGAGUUUAUCCAA